This is a messenger RNA of Physella acuta, 1338 nucleotides long. Its product is annotated as ciliary-associated calcium-binding coiled-coil protein 1. NCBI's taxonomy places the organism in Eukaryota, Metazoa, Mollusca, Gastropoda, Physidae. The record is from RefSeq and is a predicted model, not a curated record.
UCCCCUCAUGGGGUAACACAACGACCUAGCUAGUGUGUAGUCUUUCAAAAGUAUUCAUUAUUUGUUCAUGGUUAACCAACACGAGUAAAGGAGUAGGACUACACACAAUUUAAUACGUAGCAUAGGCUAUUGUUAUUUAUUGUUGAAAUAAAUUGUUAUAAAUGAUGUCCGUUUAAAACGAGUAACUCACUAAACUAAAACAGUUGCAGGAUUCUACACAGAUAAUUAUGUCAAAAACUAAAGGAAAGACACAGAAAUCACGAGAAGGAUUAUCCAAAGACAAUCAGGAUGAUGAGUCUCAGCACAAAAAAUCCAUUGUCCCAUUUUCCAUAUUGCCUGAUGGAUUAAGUGACCAACUUUUAAAACUGGGAGUAGAAGACAUUGAAAAACAAAUAGAGAAGCUGUUUGAGCUGAAACCAGAGCUAGACCUAAAAGAUGCAGCAAUUCUUGAUUAUUAUGUUGGUGCAGCAUACUGGGCAAAACAACAGGGAUUUGACUCUCUACAGCUCUCAGGUUUUUUUACAGUAGCUCAUCAACUUUUAUAUAAAAUCAAAGAUGAGAAAAGCUCACUGGUUGGUCUGUUUAAAGAGCUGCAUCACAGAAUGAUUGGUGUAGGAUCCGAGUAUGGAGAAAUGGUUACUGGAUUAGAAAGUUUUAAUGUUUCACAUGCAAAGCAAAUUACAGACUAUAUUUAUUCUAGCUUAUUUCAACAUUUUAAACUAUACCAAUUUAUGUUCCUUAAAGAACAGUUGGAAGAAGUCAUAGGAUGUGAGUUGUUGGUAGAGGUCCCACUGCCUUCUUCUACACCAUUCCCACCACCAUUAGAUGAAGCUUUGAUGGAACCUAUCUACAAAGAAUAUCUUUUGAUGCCCAUACAAACAGAAAAAGAACAAGAAGGAAUUGAGCCUCCCGUGUCACCUCCAGGGGAAGUAAGUCUUCCAGAUAAUGUGGAGGAUAUUUUUGCUAAACUUUCACCAGAAGAUGUGCAAGCAAUAAUUGAAGAAAUGGCUCAGGAAGUUUUGCAGACUCUACAUGCUGGAAUAGAGAACAAAAUUAAGAUUCAAGAAACAACAGCCCUGGCAAAAAUUAACAAAAUCCACAACGUACUACAGCAAGAAAGCAAAGUUGAGACCAGUGAACCAUAGAGUUCAAGCUCAUCAAAAAAAUUCUUUGAAAAUUUUAUCUCGUUGUUUUAAAAUGUACAAAAUGAACUUAUUAGAUCUGUAUAUAAUUUAUUAUUAUAACUGAUUUUUAAAAGCUAUACUUAUAAUGUUUACAUGGAUUUUUACUGAUGAUAAAUACUGAAUCAGGACAAUAAAGAUUCAUGUUAUUUUAUUA